This is a messenger RNA of Dentiscutata erythropus, 3007 nucleotides long. The record is from the annotation of a GenBank genome assembly. Lineage: Eukaryota; Fungi; Glomeromycota; Glomeromycetes; Diversisporales; Gigasporaceae.
AAUUGUUGGAUUAAGACUACAAAACGUUUACGACAUAAAUCCAAAAACUUAUUUAUUUAAAUUUUCAAAGCCGGACAAGAAGGAAUUCUUGAUAAUUGAAUCUGGAAACAGGAUUCAUACGACACAAUUUUCUCGAGAUAAAUCGAUUAGUCCUUCACCUUUUUGUAUAAAGAUACGUAAGCAUAUUAGGACACGAAGACUAACUGAUAUAAGACAACUAGGUGUUGAUCGGAUUAUUGACUUUGAAUUUGGCGGCAUUGGUGAAGGCACAACUUACCAUAUUAUAGCAGAGUUUUACGCUUCAGGAAAUAUUAUCUUUACAGAUCAUGAAUAUAAAAUAUUAUCGUUAUUACGUAUCGUUCAACCUAAAGAGAAUGAAAAGAUUGCCGUCGGCCAAAUAUACAAUAUCAAUGCUGUAUCUCGUGUAGGUGAUCCAGUAACAAAGUCUCGUUUACAGGAUGCAUUGACUACUCAAACUUCCAAAGAAUCGCUAAAGAAGGUGUUAAAUGCUAAGUUGAGUUACGGACAGUCAUUGACCGAGCAUGCCAUUCGCUUGGCAAAUCUGGAUCCAAAUAUGAAAGUUGGAACAGUUGACAAAUCCGAAGAUUCAUUGCAUUUGAGUGCUUUAGAAUCAGGUUUUGCUGAAGGAUAUAUUAUUAUGUUAAAGCAUUUGCAAAAUGAUGGUGAAGUUGAAGAAGAUGUAACAACUUAUGAUGAGUUUCAUCCUUUCCUCUUCGAACAACAUAAAUUGAAGCCCUACAAAGAAUUUGAUUCAUUUGAUUCGGCUGUCGAUGAGUAUUAUUCGUCUAUGGAAAGUCAAAAAUUGUUAUUAAAACAGCGAAACCAGGAGAAGGCAGCGUUAAAAAAGUUGGAGGCUAUUAAAAAAGAGCAAUAUUCCAGAGUGGAAAGUCUACAAAGUGCACAAGAGAUUAACAUACGUAAAGCAAGAUUGAUCGAGUCGAAUGUCGACAUAGUAGAUCAAGCAAUUGUAGUAAUAAGAAAUGCCAUUGCUAGCUCAAUGGAUUGGAAAGACCUUGAAAAUCUAGUUAUGGAGGAAAAAAAACAAGGAAAUCCAAUAGCUGCUAUAAUUGCAGGAUUGAAGCUGGAAACAAAUCAUAUUACAUUGUCAUUAAAGGAACCAGAAGAAAUUGAUGAGGCUUUUUAUGACUCUUCAGAUGAAGAAUCUGAAAGAGAACAGAGCCACUCACAAGAAACAAUACAUGACAAUGUUGAUGUUGAUAUAUAUUUAUCUGCAUAUGCCAAUGCUAGGAAAUUCUAUGAUAUAAAAAAACAAUCCAUGAUCAAACAGGCGAAAACGUUAGCUGUUGCUGACAAAGCAUUUAAAAGUGCUGAGCAAAAGAUUAAACAAGAUCUUAAAGAAACAAAAACAACUGCGUCUAUAAAUAAAAUUCGCAAGCCCUUUUGGUUUGAAAAAUUUUUAUGGUUUAUCUCAUCUGAAAAUUAUCUUGUCAUUGCUGGGCGUGACAUGCAACAAAAUGAACUGUUGGUUAAACGAUAUCUUCGUAAAGGAGAUUUGUAUGUCCACGCCGACUUGCACGGUGCUGCUUCAGUUAUUAUUAAGAACCCUAAUGACAGUCAGCCAGUGCCUCCGAGCACACUUUUUCAAGCCGGAAUUAUGUCAGUCUGCCAAAGCAAAGCUUGGGAAGCGAAGAUAGUCACUAGCGCGUAUUGGAUCUAUGCGGAUCAAGUAUCUAAAACCGCACCAACUGGAGAAUAUCUUACAACAGGUUCUUUUAUGGUUCGUGGCAAAAAAAACUUCUUACCACCUGUACAAUUGGUGUAUGGUCUUGGUUUAUUUUUCAAGUUGGAUGAGCAAAGUAUUGCAAAUCAUUUACAUGAACGACGUCCACUAAGAGCUGAAGAAGAGUCUCUUGAAGGAGAAAAAGCAGAGAAAGAAAAUAAUGGUAUGAAAGAGCUUCAUCUUGAUGAUAAUAGUGCCGAUAGUGAACCGGAAGAUGCAGCUGAUGUUCAAAAAAUCCGCACAGAGAGUUUUAAAGAAGAUAAGUCGAUUGAAAGUGAGGAUGAGGGGCAUUACAGUGAAGAGGAAACACAAGAACUUGCGUUAAAUCAGCAAUUAGACUUAAGUGAAAAAUUACAGAGUGCUAUGAAACUUGACACCUCCACAUGGGAUAAGUAUAAUCUAGAUGAGUAUGGAGAUGAUAAAGAUGCUGAAGAUGCUGAAGAGGAUAUUAAUCAAGGAAGCAGCGAUAAAUCGAAGAAGAAAUAUAUCUCGACAAAAGAAAGGAAAAUGCUAAAAAAACAAAAACAAGAUGCUAUUGGAGAUAAAGGUUCAGGAAUUGUUGUACCGUCUGCACCUGGUCUUCCUGGAGAUUUAGCAUCGCAAAAAGGAUCAAAUGUUUCUGGGAAGGGAAAGUCAAAUAAACCACCCCAAAUCAAGGGCAAAAAGGGGAAAAAGGAAACGCAAAAUCAAACAAUGUCUAAACAAGUUACAAGUAAUUUGAAGGAGAAUUCAACUGACAUUAAUAAAUCUCAGAAUGAUACGCAAGAAAAUCUAACAUCACAAAAUCAGGAAGUGGAAUUCAGAGAACCUGACGAAAAUUUGGCUUCAGAAAUUAAAAAUGAAGACGACGAGGAGAUUCGCCAACUUUUAAAGGAAGAAAACAUUACUCUUUUGGAGAAUGAUGCAAUGGAGAGUUUGACUGUCCUCGAUACUUUGACUGGAAUGCCAUUACCGGACGACAACCUCCUCUUUGCCGUACCAGUAUGUGCACCUUACACAGCUUUGCAGAAAUUCAAGUACAAAGUUAAAUUGACACCAGGAUCGAUGAAGAAAGGAAAAGCUUGCAAAACCGCUACUACAUUUUUCUUAAGUGAUCCGGCCAUGACACCACGCGAAAAAGAAUUAGUCAAGAGUAUUCCUGAGAUGGAAAUGAUAUCAGUAAUUUUGGGCAAGUGUAAAGUAUCAGCACCAAAUAUUGAACAAUCUAAAAAAGCGGCGAAAAAACGAAAAGAAACAAAUAAAGAG